Molecule: messenger RNA, 489 nt
Organism: Gossypium raimondii (Peruvian cotton)
Lineage: Eukaryota; Viridiplantae; Streptophyta; Magnoliopsida; Malvales; Malvaceae
Exons: 1
Coding region: 1-489 (162 amino acids)
Source: RefSeq, a predicted model, not a curated record
AUGAGGUCGAACAAAGGGAUUAUAUUGAAUCAGCAAAAAUAUGCUUUGGAGCUGAUAGCUGAUUUGGGAUUAGGGGAAGCAAAGUCAGUAUGUACACCGCUUGAGCAGAAUCAAAAGCUCACAUCAAUUGAAUAUGAUGAGUCGGUACAAACAAAGGUUGAUGGAGAUAAUUUAAUCGCGGAUGUUACAAUGUAUCAAAGGCUGUUGGGAAGAUUGCUAUAUUUGACAAAUACACGACCAGAGAUAAUGUUUGUGGUUCAACCUUUGAGUCAGUUUAUGGACAGACUAAAAAAAUCACAUUUGGAAGUUGAUUUUCGGGUGGUACGGUACAUAAGGAAAAAUCCUGGUCAAGGCAUUUUACUAUCUGCAGCAAGCAAAUCACAAUUGAUUGCUUUUUGUGAUUCUGAUUGGGCUUCAUGUGUCAUGUCUAGGAAGUCGGUGACUGGUUUCUGUGUUAAAAUUGGAGAAUCCCUUGUUUCAUGCAAGUAA